AACGGUAAUCCUGUGAGUCAUAUAUCUCGAAUUUCGCGAUCUUGCGUGACUUCAUCUCUAUCAAUCUUUUUUGCACACCUUCGUUUUGUUUUGAUAUACGAAGACACGAAAGGAUGACGUAUCCGCGAAAAUGGUGAAUAAGGAAACGUAAAUGAUUUCUUGGAAAAAUCUGACGAUAAUUUUUCCAAUUUUGUACCUUUCGCGGAAGAUCUCUGUAGAGUUACUAAUAGGCUUCAGUCGCCUAGGAAUUGACAGUGACGUUAACCGUGUUCUUUAUGGCUUUUUGACAGUUAUAAAAAUGUCUCGACAGGAUAUUUUACAUCUUUUAUGUUUAAUAUUUCUCGCAAACAAUUGCGUGAAUUACAGUUCAUGCGCCUUUCAUGAUCAUUACGUGGAGUAUUCAUUGGACUCGGAAAAGUUUUGUCAUAUAUAUGGUAAAACAACAACUACCGAAAUUAAAAAUUCUACGAUAAUAGUAAGAUCGAAGCACAUGUUUGAUCCGUGGGUCGAGGGACGUAAAAAUGUUCAUUGCAAAUUCGUUAUUAAAACGGCUAAAGGAGAUGGUUUAUUUGGUGUGAUUCAGAAAUUGUCUUUUAGACGAAAUGGAUCACAGUGCUUGGAUUAUGUACAGUUUAAAAGAAAAGAUCAUCAUCGGACAGAAAAGUUCUGUGGUUACCUUGACCGUAGUAGGGUAAAAUUUCUAGUUCAGGAUUCUGAUGGCUCGUCGCUGGUAACUUACGCAGAAUUUGAUCCAAGUAGCCACAGCUCUGGAGCUGAAUUAGAAACAGAAAUAUUUGUUUCAAAUGAAAAAUUACAAGAGGGAGAAUUUUUGUCUCUUAGCAUUGCUUACACUGUUUUUAAAAAUUGCAGCAAGGUGAACCAGAAAGAAUACGCGCCAAUAUUUCACGGCGGCUGCUUAUUAAAUGAAUACUUCUGCGACGGAAUUUACAACUGCGCACCGGGUGUUUGUUCAGAUGAAAAGGAUUGUCCAGUUAAUCUCAAUGAAAUUAUUAGCACCGGUACUGGUACAAAAGUCACGAUAGGUGCAGUAACUACAGUGAUAUUGUGUUUCAUCAUAUUCGUUAUGUGUCUAUGGAUUUGUAAAAGGUCACAAAAGUUAUACUGGGCUGUGGAUUAUACCGAUCAAAAUGCUGCAAGAACAGUGCCGCCCGAAGCCGAAAGAUCUACGAAUCCCCCAGUUCCUUCGGCACCCAUAUUAGAGGUUGCUGUACCUUCCUCUGUUAAUAACAAAGACCUGCCACCUAGUUAUGAUUCAUUAUUUCCAGAACAAAGUAAUCCCGUUAGAUCGUAAUUAGAAAGACAUGUUACUUUGUGUAACUGACCGAUAUCGACAGCAUUUUAUCUAAUGUUUUAAUUAGAUAUUGCUGUAUACAAUGCAGUUUUCGGAUAUAUGGUAUGAAUGAGUGCCUUUCUGAAUGAACGAGAUAUAAUUAGAAAAACAUGCGCUCGAAAAAGAGAUAACUAAUUCUUUUCUACGUUCUUUUUCUCGCGUUUUAUAUAAAUUUUUUGGAUAUCGUAUACAAUAUUAUUUGUAAUAAUGAACAUUUUUGUAUGCCGCUUAUUCAUUUUGUAAGAUGCAUACCAUUUGAUAACGUUUUAUUAAAGUAUAUGUGAGAAUGAAAUUUCUUAUACAUAUAAGACACGAAGCGACACUUAAAACUGAAAUUGAUUAGUGAUUUAACGUCGAUACUUUAUUAUAGGAUAACGUUUUGUUUAUAGUUCAUAAGCUUUUUGUUUUUAAAUAUUCAAAAGAUACAGUAUUUAAUGAAUUUAAUAUUUAUGAGAUUGUUUUUUAAUUUUUAUUAAUCGAUUGCGACUUAAUAAUAUAAAGUUUUGCAAUUAGAGUACCGUAUAGCGUUGGUACUCUAUAUUGUCAACUUAUAAUCAAAUAUAUAUAUACAUAUAUAUAUAUAUAUAUAUUCACUACUUAUACGUAGCAUAUUUAUGCCAAAUUUUAUAAACAUAUAAAAUGCAAUGCUGCGGACAUGUGUAUAUUUUGAAAAUUUAUUUGUUAUAAAUGUAUACACGAUGACACUAUAAACAUUACAUUUCUCAUAAUAAAAUUAUUAAAAAAUAUUGAAAUGAUUAUAAUAUUUACCGUACUUAUUAUUACUUCUGUAAACCUGAAUCUUCAACUUUUUUCUCUGAAAGAUGUUCGUGUAACCACAAACAAGCAUUAAUAACAUUAUCAAUUUCAACUGGUCCUGAUGCUAAAGGAUGAUUAUCCUCGUAAAGUAGCAUCCUGUAAUAAUAAUUUGUAAACUUCUGUAAACUUAAGAAAAUAAAAUUUUUAUUUACAAAAUUUCUA
Messenger RNA from Osmia lignaria (orchard mason bee), 2329 nucleotides. RefSeq lists its product as uncharacterized. Lineage: Eukaryota; Metazoa; Arthropoda; Insecta; Hymenoptera; Megachilidae. The record is from RefSeq and is a predicted model, not a curated record.